CCAAGACAUUUUUAAGCAUGUUUAGUGGGUUUAAUUUAAUUAACUAUACUUGAUUUGUUGAAUAUAAAUUAAACAAAAUCAGUGGAACUCCGCCUGUUUAGGGACUGUAUAAGAAUUUAGUUAUAUUUUGUCGGUUUCUUCAAGUUGUAAUCUGAUUGAUCACUGUAGUUUCACUUUAUUUUAAUUUGUUUCCGAUUUGAUAAAGAUCAAUUGUUCAUCGAUAAUUAAACUCUCUGAGCAUUCAUUGACUUCAAUCUUCAACUGUAUUAAACUGACACAUAAAUAAGAACAAUCAUCAAUCAUGGUAAAUAUUGGAAUCAACGGUUUUGGUCGAAUUGGACGUCUUGUCCUUCGAGCCUGUAUCGAGAAAAAAUUAAAUGUUGUCGCCAUCAACGACCCUUUCAUUGAUGUAGCCUACAUGGUGUAUAUGGUUAAACAUGAUUCUACCCAUGGAAAGUUUAAGGGUGAAAUUAAAGAAGAAGGUGGUAUGUUGGUCGUUGAAGGUCAACGUAUCCGAGUUUUUGCUGAAAGGAACCCGGCAGAUAUUCCAUGGGGAAAAACCGGAGCUGAUUAUGUUGUCGAAUCUACUGGUGUCUUUACAACCAAAGAGAAGUGUCAAGGUCACAUUGCUGGUGGUGCUAAGAAAGUCAUCAUCUCAGCUCCUUCCGCUGAUGCACCCAUGUUUGUUAUGGGCGUUAAUCACGAAUCUUAUGAUCCAUCUAUGAACGUUAUCUCCAAUGCUUCUUGUACAACCAACUGUCUUGCUCCUUUGGCCAAGGUCAUCAAUGAUUCCUUUGGAAUUGAAGAAGGUCUCAUGACAACUGUCCAUGCUAUUACAGCUACCCAAAAAUGUGUUGAUGCACCAAGUGCUAAAGCAUGGAGAGAUGGGCGUGGAGCUUUCCAAAACAUUAUCCCUGCCGCUACUGGUGCAGCUAAGGCUGUUGGUAAAGUUAUUCCUGAUUUAAAUGGAAAACUCACCGGUAUGGCUUUCCGUGUUCCAGUUCCUGAUGUUUCAGUCGUCGAUUUAACCUGUCGAUUGAAGAAGGAAGCUACCUAUGAAGAAAUUUGUGCUGUCGUCAAGGCUGCUUCAGAAAGUGAUCAAUGGAAAGGCAUUUUUGGCUAUGUUGAUGAAUUUGUUGUCUCAUCCGACUUUAUUGGAAGCACUUUCAGCUCAGUUUUCGAUGCUAAAGCUGGAAUCUCCUUGAAUAAUAAGUUCGUCAAGUUGAUUUCUUGGUAUGAUAAUGAAUACGGUUACAGUAACCGAGUUGCUGAUUUAAUCAAGUACAUUUCUACUCGCUAAAUUUGAGUGGUUUUAAUUUCAAGCAAAUCAUUUAACAGUCCAAAUAUCGCCUCAACUGUUUAUCUUUAAGGCUAUUCGGUCAUAAUACUUUUCAAGAUGAUGAGAGGAAACUAUGAAUCCAUUUAGCUGGUAUCGAACAUUUUUCUUUAUUUGGUCAUUUUUUGUUAGCUAGAUUUAGUAAUUGUCAGAAUCAAUUAAAAAACAUCUGCAUCUAAAGAAAAUUAUUCUCUUGCGAUUCAUUGAAUUUUAACUGUUUGAAGUGAAAUUAAAUAUGGUUUAAUUAUCCUAAAA
Messenger RNA from Tetranychus urticae (two-spotted spider mite), 1591 nucleotides. Its product is annotated as glyceraldehyde-3-phosphate dehydrogenase 1. Gene Ontology annotation, molecular function: glyceraldehyde-3-phosphate dehydrogenase (NAD+) (phosphorylating) activity; NADP binding; NAD binding. NCBI's taxonomy places the organism in Eukaryota, Metazoa, Arthropoda, Arachnida, Trombidiformes, Tetranychidae. Gene Ontology annotation, biological process: glycolytic process; glucose metabolic process. Gene Ontology annotation, cellular component: cytosol. The record is from RefSeq and is a predicted model, not a curated record.